Molecule: messenger RNA, 2854 nt
Organism: Poeciliopsis prolifica (blackstripe livebearer)
Lineage: Eukaryota; Metazoa; Chordata; Actinopteri; Cyprinodontiformes; Poeciliidae
Gene: dync1i1a
Product: cytoplasmic dynein 1 intermediate chain 1
Exons: 19
Coding region: 283-2232 (649 amino acids)
Biological process (GO): transport along microtubule
Cellular component (GO): cytoplasmic dynein complex
Molecular function (GO): dynein light chain binding; dynein heavy chain binding
Source: RefSeq, a predicted model, not a curated record
UCCGCUCGUCGCUCCUUCCCGAGGAUGUAUCGGCGUGCCGGGCACCUGCUUCCAGCUACAAUAACCCAUUUUCACUUACUCGCUUACUGAGACCCAAACGAACCGUCCUCUAGUACCAGAGAGGCCUUUGAUACAAAGAGACUGGAAGCAACCCGACAGAAGAUGUGUUGAUUUUUGUAUUUAUUUAUUUAUUUAUUUUUAAAUCGAGAUACAGCAGUGAGACAGCAUCUUUGCCCGUGACACAUCAUUAGCCCUACAAGUGGAUAAGGCCUCCAGGACACCAUGUCAGACAAAAGUGACCUGAAGGCAGAGCUGGAGCGCAAAAAGCAGCGCCUCGCCCAGAUCAGGGAGGAGAAGAAAAGAAAGGAGGAGGAGAGGAAGAAGAAAGAGAAGUCAGACAGCCAGCAGAAAACAGAGGUGACGCCAGAAGAUUCAGACCUGGACCGCAAGCGCAGGGAGACCGAGGCCCUGCUACAGAGUAUUGGCAUCUCCCCCGAACCUCCGCUAGUUCCUACACCUGUGUCGCCCUCUAAAUCAGUGAGCACUCCCAGUGAGACGGGAAGCCAAGAUUCAGCUGAGGGAGGGGCAGCAGGCAGAUUUAGGUCAGGUUUCUCUAAAAACAAGCCCCAAGCACAGAGCUCAAGGACACUGCAAUGGGACACAGACCCCUCUGUGCUGCAGCUGCAAGCUGAUUCUGAGCUUGGGCGAAAGAUGCAGAGACUCGGAGCCUCUAAAAUCACCCAGGUUGACUUUCUUCCCAAAGAGGUGGUUUCUUACAGCAAGGAGACACAAACACCUGUCAACACCCACCUCUCUGAAGUUGAGGAGGAAGAGGAAGAUGAAGAGAUGAUGGAGGCCAAGCCAGGCCCAGAAGCCGAGCUGCAGGAUGAAGAUGACAACAAGGAGAGCAAAGAUGGUUCUUUUCCUGUUCUGCGGGAACUGACAGAAGAGGAAAGGCAACAGAUCCUGCACUCAUCAGAGUUUCAAAGUUUUUUCGACUGUAGCAUCCGGGUGAUGGAAAGAGCGCUCGCUGAGGACAGCGACAUCUUAUUCGACUACAGCGGCCGUGACCUUGAGGACAAAGAGGGAGACUUGGGAAGCGGCUCUAGUUUGUCCUUCAGCAGACUUUUCUAUGAUGAACACUGGUCCAAACAUCGUGUUAUUACCUGUCUUGACUGGUCCCCUCAGUAUCCUGAAUUACUGGUUGCAUCCUACAAUAACAAUGAAGAUGCUCCGCACGAACCAGAUGGUGUUGCCCUGGUGUGGAACAUCAAAUUUAAGAAGGCUACGCCAGAGUACAUCUUUCACUGUCAGUCUCCAGUCGUAUCUGUUGGUUUUGCUAAGUUUCAUCCGAACUUGGUGGUAGGAGGAACUUACUCGGGACAGAUUGUUCUGUGGGACAACCGGAGUCACCGUCGGACCCCAGUGCAGAGGACCCCCCUCUCUGCUGCAGCACACACUCACCCGGUAUAUUGCGUGAACGUGGUCGGCACCCAGAAUGCCAACAACCUGAUCACUGUAUCAACAGACGGGAGGAUGUGUUCGUGGAGUCUCGACAUGCUCUCUCAGCCUCAGGAGACCAUGGAACUCGUGUACAACAAAUCCAAACCUGUGGCGGUGACAGGUAUGGCUUUCCCCACAGGGGAUGUCAACAACUAUGUGGUGGGGAGCGAGGAAGGCACUGUGUAUACUGCAUCCAGACAUGGCAGUAAAGCGGGCAUCUGUGAAAUGUUUGAGGGCCACCAGGGGCCGGUUACGGGAAUCAGCUGUCACAGUGCAGUGGGCACUGUCGACUUCUCCCACCUCUUUAUAACAUCUUCCUUCGACUGGACCGUCAAACUCUGGAGCACCAAGCACAACAAACCGCUGUACUCUUUUGAGGACAAUGCCGACUAUGUGUAUGACGUCAUGUGGUCGCCCGUGCAUCCUGCCAUGUUCGCCGCCGUGGACGGCAUGGGCCGCCUGGACCUGUGGAACCUCAACAACGACACGGAGGUGCCGACUGCCAGUGUGACCAUUGAGGGAGCGUCGGCUCUGAACAGGGUUCGCUGGUCAUCGGGAGGGAAAGAGGUGGCCGUGGGCGACUCAGAGGGAAGAGUUUGGAUCUACGAUACAGGAGAGCUUUCCGUGGCCCACCCUGAGGACUGGGCGCGCUUUGCUCGCACGCUCAUGGAGAUCCGCGCUAACCGGGCGGACGGCGAAGACGAGGGUCCUAUGGAGCUGGCUUCAUAGGAAGGGACUCCUAAACCAAAGCGACUGGAGAGCAGGGAGCCGGUGUGAUUCGGUUGGUGCCACUGUAGCAUGUGAUGCUCACUCAGCUUUUCCUUUCUCUGCUUUCAAGCAACACCUUCAUGUCUGCUCAGAACGAGGCGGAGCUUUUAUUGUAAUUUUGCUCUGUGUACGUGUCUUUUAAUUGUUUCUCUGUCUUUAUUUAUUUGCUUAUUGACUUCAGGUGGUGUGUUGCUUGCAUCUCGUGAGCCUACGGUAGAUAUAUAGAGUGGCAGCAUUAUAGCCUUAUGAAGAUAUGUGUACUGCAACGAAGCUUUGUCAGGGUUAACCUUUAAGGCAGGGUCAUAGAAGUUUGCCAUGUAUUAUUGUUUACAUAUAUAAUGACGACUUUAUGUUCAGCUUUUUUUUCAGCUGUUGUUUUAAAUCUGCAUGAGACACAAACUUAAAUAUUCCAGAUGCAGGAACCUCAUUGUAGCCGCUUUAUUUCAGUCUGGAUAAGGAACAGGUGUUUUUUUUUUUUCCCUCUGCAGAACGAACUGUGAUGAACUGUGACAAGAGGUAUAUUGUAACUCAGAGUGAUUGCUGUCAAAUGUGCUAUGUUUGCUAUUAAAGCAUAGAUAAUAAA